Molecule: messenger RNA, 2245 nt
Organism: Hylaeus volcanicus
Lineage: Eukaryota; Metazoa; Arthropoda; Insecta; Hymenoptera; Colletidae
Exons: 8
Coding region: 277-1833 (518 amino acids)
Molecular function (GO): zinc ion binding; nucleic acid binding
Source: RefSeq, a predicted model, not a curated record
UCCAGUCCUUAAAAUAUUAAAAAUCUGUGCAAAGAGAAAACACUGUGGUGUGUUUUGUCAACUGUAUAUAACGAACAGUUUUGCUACCGGUUAGGUCUUCAAUGAAAAUUUCAUAUGACUGGAUGAAUUUAAUAUUUCUUACUAAGAUGUAAAAAUAUGCAUUAGGGUCAAUUAUCUUAACCAAAGUGCUUUUGUACACUCUAUGAUUCAUAUUUCAGCAUAAUUUUUCAAAAGAAAAAAAUUGUUACUUUACUGCUCAUCCUUAAAGUAUUAUAAAUGCAAAGCUCUAUAGUUGAAAAUACUUACAGUUCACAGCCGCUUCUAUUUAAUAUAGAUUGUGACGGCGAUGCCAAUUUGAAAUUUAAAACAAGGGAAGGAAAAUUGCUCCAUACUUCAAAAUACGCUUCCUGCUCAAAACGUUCUUCUACAAAUGCGUCAUCAACAUUUUUUAAUUUUCCUGUAAUAUCAAUAGAAGGUCCAUCCCUCCAUUUACCCAAAAAAUAUUGCCGUGUGGAAGAUACAUUGAAUCAUACUUUAACACAACAAGAUGAAAAAAAAUCUUUCGGAUUCGAGUCUCUCUCAGAUGUUUCUUUAGUAGCCUCCCCUGGGACUAUGACUCCAUUUUUUCCAAAAAAAAAAUCGAUUGAAGAAGGAGAAAUUGUUGAAUCUAAUUUUUUUAUUUCUCCUAAUAAGGAGUCAACUAUUUUCACGACAAACAACGGAUCAAGCGAGGCGCAGGAUUUUAAGGAAUUAAACUAUCAGACUUUGGAUAAGAAACAAACUCAGGACGAAACCAUUAUCGACACUUCAUCAUCAAGUGAAUCUAUUAUUGUUGAUUCCUUUUUUUUUAAAAAAACUAACGAAAUAAUGCCACCUUUACAACCUCCUUUACAUGAUUCUAUAACAUCUUUGGAAAAUGAAAUUUCGCUCACAUCCUCUCCAUUAUUUUUUACGACAACAAGGAAAAGGAAAAAUCCCGCUACGUUUCCCCGAAUUAGCGAAACUAGUCCAACAAAAAGCUCUUGUUUUUCUUCACAGGAACAAGAUUUCAUACAAUGUAUUGAAAAAGAACAAGAAGAAAAAAAAAAAUCUUUUUUAUUCAAAGAUCACUCAAAAGAAAAAAAUAAACAAGUGACAGUUUCAGAACAAUUCACAGCUCAAUUGCACAACACGAGAGAAGCAUACUUUGGCGGUAGGGAUUGUAAAAGAAUAAAACGUAGUUUGUCUUGCUCUGAAAAGCACGCCAUCGUGGAAAACUCCGCUAGUGAAUGUCUUUCGAGUGAUAGUGAUAUAUCCGAUACCGACAAGACCAUUUUUAAAACUGUUCUAUCAGAUUCCGUUAAAACGUUGAAUUGUGUUGAAAUUGAUCAGGAAUGUGCUUGGAAGGUAUGGACACUACAAAAUAAUCUACACGAGAGAUUUCCUUUAUCUUUAAAACGUGUUGUUGAACCAAAAAUGUCAUCAAGGCCACUUCGUUCGGUUCGUUACACAACCUUGUCGAAUAUUGUAGAAGUUUCACCUUCAUUCUGGAUUUUUUCUAAGCGCAAAGUUGGCAUGAAAGAGUAUAAUUUUUUCAUAGCAGUAGAAGAGUUGGCUAAACAUAGAAUCAUGAUGAAUCACCCAUUAGAAAUUGCAUCAAAACAAUCCAAUUCGAUCUCCUGUCGUAAAUGUGGUGCGAUUCACUCGCAAAGAAAUGAGUACCAUAAUUGUCCCCGUAUACGAUGUAACAAUUGUGGCAGAAUGGGACAUAAAAGAAAUUCGUGUAAUGAAAAGGAUAAUAAAUCAUGUAUACCUCACUACAUGAAAAAUUUUUUUGAUAUAACAGGAAUAUGAUGAAAGUUUACGAUUUAUGAUGAUUUCGCAUCGAAGAAAGUAUGGUCACAAAAUUUCUUGUAUAAUUUGUCACGCUGGGAAUCACGCGUGUUGUAAGAAAAUAAACUCAAUUAACGGCUAACUUUGGAGCUAUUCAAGAUAUAACGUUCUACGGUUUUUCGAAAUCGAAUGUUAUACUAUAGCGUUUCAUUGAAAAUUUUUCCUGUUCGGAUUUGCCCUAACUUUUUGCUAACGUUCAACAGAUCAAAUGUAUUCCAUCAUUUUAUUAUGCUUGAUAUUUAUUUAUUGGUUUGUCACAUUGAUGUUACCUUAAUUUUUUGAUAAAAAAAAUACAAUUUUUUUAAUGCAAUAUUGUAAAAUUGGACAAAUAACUGAGUGUUGACUAGGAAACGAAACGACACUAGGUUAAAAA